UGUUUUUAGAGCAGCGACAGCGUCACAUGUUGUUUUUCUCCAGGAUCAGAUCAGUCCCUGGUUUGGUCCAACUGCACUGUUGCUUCUGCCGUAGCGGACAGCGGAUACAGCUAUCGGUGUCCGCUAUGGAUUAAAUUAAAUACGGGUUAUCUUUAAAGUUUUUCUUCGCUGCAAGUUACUGAGAAAACGACUGUGCUUAUCCGGGACUUAUAAAGAGAAAUCGAGAGAAAUGGCAAGUCCUCCGGCGACGGGAGGACACCUGUUAUCUAAUGGGACGAACGGUGUGAAGAAGUGCGGAUACCUGAGGAAGCAGAAACACGGACACAGGCGAUACUUCGUGCUCCGAGAGGCUACCGACCGCUGCCCCGCUCGGCUGGAGUAUUAUGAAAGCGAGAAGAAAUGGAGAAACAAGUCCGCUGCAAAACGGGUCAUAACUUUAGACUCCUGCCUGUGCGUAAACAAACGGGCCGAUGCCAAACACAAACACCUGAUCGCCCUCUACACCAAGGACGAGUACUUCGCUGUGGCUGCGGACAACGAGCAGGAGCAGGAGAGCUGGUACAUGGUUCUGACGGAAUUAAUAGCCGAGGGGAAAGUGUACGACAGCCCCGCUUCCACCUCCUCUUUAGUGGGCUUUGAGGAGGCCAGCUACGGACUGACUGCACCCGCAACAGCUGCCUAUAAGGAGGUUUGGCAGGUCAACCUGAAAUCCAGAGGCUUGGGUCAGAUCAAGAACCUCAUUGGAGUGUACAGGCUGUGUUUGUCCAGCCGCACCAUCAGUUUUGUCAAACUGAACUCAGAGACCGCUGCUGUCAGUUUACAGCUCAUGAACAUCAGGAGAUGUGGCCACUCUGAUAACUUUUUCUUCAUUGAGGUGGGCCGGUCAGCGGUCACUGGGCCUGGGGAAUUCUGGAUGCAGGCAGAAGACUCAGUGGUGGCACAAAACAUCCACGAGACCAUCCUGGAAGCUAUGAAGGCCAUGAAGGAGCUGUCUGAGUUCAGGCCACGAAGCAAAAGCCAGUCUGCCAGCACAAACCCCAUCUCUGUACCCACACGACGGAACCUCAACAACCUUCCCCCCAGUCAGACGGGCCUGGUGAGGAGAUCCAGAACCGACAGCAUGGCAGCCAUGUCCCCAGGGAGAAAGUUCACAUCCUGUCGGAUAAGAACAGCCAGUGAGGGAGAUGGAAGUGUGACCCGGCCUGUAUCCAUGUCAAUUUCUGUGAGUGGAAGUCCCACCAGUCCAAACUCUGUAAAUCACCUCUGCAGGUCCCACACCCUCAGCAGUGGGCGCACUUGCAGGAUGUUAGAGUCCUCCUCGAACCUCCAUCACAGCCGCUCCAUGCCAGUGUCCAACUCUCCUCCAGCGGCCUCCAGCCCCAUCAGUAUGUCUCCCAGAGGGGGGGCAGGCAUCUCCACUCCAGACAAAUCCAGGCGACCCUUCAGCUGCAGCGCCUCCAUCUCUGGCUCUCUCAGUGAUACUGGUUUCAUGCUGUGUGAUGACUAUAGUUCCAGCCCAGGUGAGCCCAAGUUCCUUCCUCUGAUGCGCAGUGACACCCCUGACUCCCUGUCCAGCACACCUCCAUCUCGUGAUGUCAGCGACCCCUGUGGCUACAUGAUAAUGGAGGGGGCAAAUGGUACUAAAUCAGGAAGCGAGGGUCUGGCAUUUGAUAAAGCUUACAGGAAGCGAACCCACUCUCUCACAACACCACGCCAGCAGAGAGUGGUGGCACCGCUGUCCUCAGCCUCCCUGGAUGAGCACACACUCAUGAGGAUGGCCCACAGACAGAACUCUCACUCUGCCUCACCCAAAGUGUGUUACCCAGAGGAUUAUGGAGAUAUUGAAAUUGGUUCCUCACAAAGCUCCAGUAGUAACUUGGGAGAUGAUGGCUACAUGCCCAUGACACCAGGCGUAGCACCGCAGUCUGGCAAGGUAGACAACUAUGUGCCCAUGAGCCCCAUGUGUGUCUCAGCGCCCAAGCAGAUUGUGAACCCAAGGGUGCAUCCUCAGGCAACCACCAAUGGGGGCUACAAGACCAACUCCCCCUGCAGCAGCUCUCUGGAAGAUAAUGGCUACAUGAGAAUGUGGUGUGGCUCCAAAUCCUCCAUUGAGAGUCCAGACAGACACGGCGAAUAUAUGAACAUGUCACCUGGAAACCCCCCUCCACUCCAGACCCCACCUGACUACUACAUGGGCCUUAUGGCUGGUGAGCCUGCAUCAGUAAGACCGGCUUAUCAUGCCGGCUCCCUCACGCUCCCUGCUAAACUUCAGGCCUCUAAGAAUGAAGAUAACAACCAGUAUGUGUUGAUGAGCCCUCAAAGUUUGAGGCAGAGAGCCGGGGAGUCCGACUACUACUCUGUGAUGCAGCCCAGUGCAGCUCAGGCAUCACCACUGAGCCCCUCAGUGCCCUCUCCAAUUAGACAUGGCCGUGCUGACAGCCUUCCAUACCGAGGGAGGCUGGGCAGACCUAACCGGCUUUCCCUGGACACCCUGAGGACCCUGCCCAGCAUGAAUGAGCACCCCCUGCCUGGAGAGCCUCGCAGCCCUGGUGAAUACAUUAACAUUGACUUUAGUGGCACCAGAUUCUCCCCACCCUCUAACAUGUCCACAGAGAGCCAGUCUUCUUCUCUGGGUUCUAGUGGUGGGGGUGCCAGGGGUUCCUCUCUGACAGACUACAUUAACCUGGAGCUGGGCUCACACUCACCCAAAGAGGCUGACACUCCCGCUGAGCGCUUGGAUUCACUCCCAGAGUUGUCUAUGUGCCCCUGCUCAGAGGAGGAUGGACUGUAUCUGGAUGGUGAGAAAAGGUCUCAGGGCAGCAGUGAUGAGGUGAAAAAUGACUACACUGAGAUGACAUUUGGGAUGACCAGCUCACCUCCACAGCUUGUUCCUCAGAACUCUACAAGCAGCCAGAGCAGCAGGGAGAGACGGCUUUCUCUGGAUGACCCUGGAGUCCCAGAGGGUAUUGGGGUCUUUCUUCUUGGAACAACAUCGUCCCCUACUGUGGACCCCGACUGCACCGCCAAGGUGAUCCGGGCCAAUCCACAGGGACGUCGGCGCCACAGCUCUGAGACGUUCUCCUCUACAGCCACUGUGACACCUGUUUUCCCCUCGUUUGCCCGUGGUGAAAUGGUCAAGAGACACAGCUCGGUGGAGAACAUCUCGUCCCGGAGCAGCGAGGGUUCGGAUGAAGAGUACGGCAGCCCUGUGAACAAGCAGACAUCGGGCGGCUACCAGAACGGACUGAACUACAUUGCCUUGAACCUGCUGGACAACAGGGAUGUGGAGAAAUGUGAGGACCUGGUUGGCUUCAAACCUGCCAGCAGCUGCAAAGGGGUUAUCAAUGGAUUACACAGCUCACCAUAUGUGUGCUUGGGAUUCAAGGAGGCUGCAACCACUGCUAAAGACUGAAGGACUCAUCCCUGUCCUCUGACUUGGCGUCUUCACCGAACUGCUGCUUAACAAAAAACACAUAAAAACACAGAUCUACUUUGCCCUUCAACAGGGCUCUGUGGCCCUAAAGACUGUAUGGACCCUCAGCAACACAUACACACACACAAAAACAUGCAACCACACACUUACGAAACAGGCUGCUGUCUAUGCAUGUCAAGCAUUAGCUGAAGGCAGGACAGGUGUGUGUGUUUGCAUGUUAUGUGUAUGUGUGUGUGCAGUUGUGAGUGAGUGGUUGGUCGUGAGCAUGUUGUGUAUUGGUGCGUCUAGCGUUCCCUGUGCUUUCAGAGGCCAUUUCUCCUGUGACCCAAAUUUCAGUGCAAGCACAGAAGCAAAGCUAGUCGGACGGUAACAAACGGUACCCACAUAAUAUUUAUUCACUUGAGGCUGGUUUUAUGGCCACCUGUAUGCAUGCGUGUGUGUUUUUUGAGACAAAGUACGACCAAUUGGUAUGACAGAAAUGGCCCAGGGAGUGACAAUAGCAAGCCUGUGAGGAACACUGAGUAUAUAACUGUAUUUAGAGUAGAUAUUUUAUUUAUUUUUGGAAAAUGAAUGUCUGAUAAGACUUACCAGUUGCCUUAAUGUCUAUACUGUCCUUAUGUUUUCUAUGAAAUAAGAGAUAAAUAUUCUAUUAUGUAUGUCUGUUUGGACCUACAUCUCUAUAUUGUUAUUCUUUUGUGGAAAGUAAAAAGCCUAGUUUACCAUUAAAAUAUAUUAUUUCAGAAAUGUACAGUGGGGCUGCUCGAGAUCUGAUUUAUCGUAUUGAUAUUAAAGUAUUUUCUUAAUUACUAAUUUCUUAUUUAUUCUAGCCUAGUUUAUUUUUGUCCAAUCAAAGCGCUGGACUUAAAGAGUUAUAUUUCUAAAUGUCUUUAAGCGUUAUGCAUGUCUUUGUAACUUGGCUCAAACCCACAACACCAGGCAUCUGAAUGCACUGUACCUCCCAUAGUUCCUCAGUCACUCGAGCCUGAAAACCUCACACACUCCUACCUUCAACCCUACGGCCUGCCGUUCAGCUCGAUGCAGGCCGACCCUGCUGUGAUAUCGUCUCAUGUUACAUUUGACCAUCGGGUGGAGAACAGAACGGGUGGAGCUGACACGAAAUGUUGAGGUCAGGGGCACAGUCGAGACGGCUAAUGUCUUUAUCGAUGAGUUGAAGUGAGAGGGAAAAGGGGACCGCUGGUAGUUGACAGGGCAACGGGCUUAUCUGGCGCCAUCUUGGAGGCUGACUGUGGGAAAACAUAACCAUACAACACAAAAAACCAUUUUCAUAGACUUUAAAGGUGGAGUAAGUGAUUCUAAUAAGUGCAGUUUUUUCCUUUGUAUCUACAGGUUUCAAGAACUAAACCUUUUUAGGUCCAUUAUGUAUGUAAUUUCACACCCAUACUGGCAAAAACCAAAGGGUUUUUACGUCAGACUUCUUCAAUACUCUUUAAGACCUGUCACAAUUGUACUUAAGACAUUCUCAAGUCCACGCUGAAGAUAAGGAUAAUUAGGAGAAACAAGAGAAAACAGCAUUUAAUAUGAUCCUCAGUGUUGUAGGGAAGUAAAAUCUUUGACUGUAUUAACACUAGACAAAUACUGAACUGAAUCAAAACUUAUAAUACGUAUAAUGUGCAAUAAUUACAAUAAAUACCUAAAUAAAAUAACAAAAUAGCCAAAAUGAAUAAAUAAAUACAUUGGGGCACUGAUCAACAAACUUACUAUAAAAAUAGAGGUGGAAUUGAUUUUGAUUUUAUUUAUUUAUUUUAUUAUUUCCAGUUGAGCCACUAUUCAAACCAAUGCAGAUGGUCAUAUUUAUACUGUCAUAUCUAUAAAUCUAAGGCCAGACAUUCAGAAUUUUUAUUCAGAUCUGUAUAAUCCCUGGUCCUCACGUACCACUAUUUGUCCACUCGGCGACUACACAUGAAAUCUUCUUGUUUGUACACAGCCCUUGCUCUGUCAUUGUGAGAAGAGGGUGUGUUUGUUUGGCUGUUCUCUUCCUAUAUCAGCAGUCUGGAUCAGGAAUCACUUACUCCACCAUUAAAGUGAUUUUUAUGGACCGUCGUGGUCUCAAACAUAAUAUAACACGGUACAUGUAAAGACUUCACGCAGUUUGCCCUCCAGUAAACAUCUCCACGGCCACUGCCAACGCAGUUAGAACAUUGAGAAUAAUCUGAAAGCCCUCUGCGGACGUCCUGACUCUGGUGUUUGCGUCAUCCACUAUGUCGACUCCAGCUGGCUCACAACCCCUUUAGUGUACAGUAGAUUGUAGAACUUUAAACUAUGUCUGAAUGUAUUGCUGAGCUGGUGGGAACACCACACAAAUAUACCGUGGGUUUUAAACAGAGGUAACAAUAUUUGGAGCUGUACCACGGUGAGUCGUGGUAAUAUUUAUCUUCAAAGUCUUGAAUGUGUAUAUUAUGUACAUAAAAAGAGUUUAACUGAAAAAAAAUCUAUUAACAACAGAUAGAGAACUUAGAUUUUACCUAUGUUGUAAUGAUAUUCCUGUGUAAAGACUUUGGCUACCGAUUUUUAAUGGGGACUGGUUUUUGCGUUGGGGUUGUACAGUGUAUUGUAUGCUUUUCUCCGUCACGGUCUCUGUUAUUAUAUGAAAAAAUGCUCUGUCUAUUUUAUUAAAGAUAUCUCUUUGCCUUGUUGACACACUUUACCUAAUGGCAUAUGCAAUAGUGACAUGAAUACAAUCUAGAGUUUACAACCGUGGAACCAAAUGUAACAUUGCAUUGAUUUUUUUUCUUCUUUUUGGUGAUGAGCAGAUGGUGUUUUGCUACAUGUACAUUUCUUUUUCUGCCAAGUGGUUUUUUUUUUCUUGUUGCAAGGAUCUUCAUUCUUGACAUGUCUCAAAGCGCUUUCUCCCUGCCGUCUCAGUGUCCAUGGACAGAUUUCUCUUUUACAGGUGAUCGAUCUCGGAUUGACUCAGUUCGAAUGUGUCGUCGUCUUCCAUUGUACAUAGAUCAAUAUACUGUUUAUUGUGAUGCUCACAAGAGAUGAUUAUAAUGAUUUAUAAAUUCUGGUAGUCAAGUAUUGCUUAUGUCUGUAUUGAUUAUGGAUAGCAACCUGCAGAAAUAAAUGAAUUUAUUUAAAGAGGUA
Molecule: messenger RNA, 6538 nt
Organism: Sphaeramia orbicularis (orbiculate cardinalfish)
Lineage: Eukaryota; Metazoa; Chordata; Actinopteri; Kurtiformes; Apogonidae
Product: insulin receptor substrate 2-like
Exons: 3
Coding region: 230-3412 (1060 amino acids)
Biological process (GO): insulin receptor signaling pathway
Cellular component (GO): cytosol; plasma membrane
Molecular function (GO): phosphatidylinositol 3-kinase binding; insulin receptor binding
Source: RefSeq, a predicted model, not a curated record